AUGAAUUGUAAAGUACCGACUGCCGUCCUUAUUGUACUUCUUUUGGCAUCUCGUCUUUAUCUCCAACCUAUUUAUUCUCUAAUCUCAGAUUGUGAUGAGACUUUCAAUUAUUGGGAACCAUUAAACCUACUAGUGAGAGGAUUUGGGAAACAAACAUGGGAAUAUUCUCCAGAAUAUUCCAUAAGAUCAUGGGCAUUUCUUUCUCCAUUAUAUGUUUUGUUAUAUCCGUUUAAUAAAUAUCUGGUUGCUCAUAAUUUACCUUCCAGCUGGAAUUUUUAUUUGAUAAGAAUCUUCUUAGGCUUAGUAAGUGUGGUACUGGAAAUUAAGGCUUACAGAGAAAUCCGUAGAACAUUGAAUGGACAAGUGGCUAAUAUCUGGUUAUUUUUCCAAAUUUUUAAUCCAGGUUGGUUCCAUGCAUCAGUUGAAUUAUUACCUUCCACAUUAGCUAUGGUAUUAUACUUAGGAUCUAUAAAACAUACUCUACGCUAUUUAUCAACGAAAUCAACUCCAAAUUUUGUGGCAAGUCUAACUUUUAAUUUCCUUUCUUCCAUCCUAGGCUGGCCAUUCGUUCUGGUCCUGAGUUUACCUCUAUGCUUCCAAUAUCUCUUUACGCAUAGAAUUAUUACGACUAUCAGAACCGUGUUUGAUUCAUCUCUAGUAAUUGUAUUACUUACUGCUAUCGUCAUUGGUAUUGACUCUGCAUUCUACGGUAAGAUUACCCCAGUUUCAUGGAAUAUUCUUUCUUAUAAUGUUCUCAAUACAACAGAGGAAUCGGGUCCUAAUAUCUUUGGUGUUGAACCAUGGAAUUACUAUAUUCAGAACCUUAUUUUGAACUUCCCAAUUCCUGUAUUGUUUUUCGCAAUUAUAGGUGUAUUCCAUCGUUCCCUAUGGACCCUAUGGUUAUCAUUAGUAUUAUGGAUUGCAAUCUUUACAAAACAACCACAUAAGGAGGAAAGAUUCAUGUAUCCAAUUUACUCUGUAAUUACAUUGAGUGCUAGUAUUGGACUUUACAACGUUUUAAAGACAGUAAAAAAAUUAAGAAUAAACAACAUAAAAUGUAUAACAAAAUCACUUAAAUGGCUUACUAUCCUAUUGACUGCGUUACAAGCUAUUUCACGCACGAUUGCAUUAACGAAAAAUUAUACCGCUCCAUUGAAAUUAUUUGAUCAAUAUAACCGAAUUGCGUCUAAUAAGGAUUCCUUAACCAACAUAUGUAUGGGUCGCGAAUGGUACCAUUACCCAAAUUCUUUUUUCUUACCUUCGACAAGUAGGUUAAGAUUUGUUAGAUCUGGAUUUGAUGGAUUAUUACCUGGUGAUUUUGCAGAAACUGGCAGUCUUUUCCAAAAUAUCAGAGAGAUUCCAAAGGGAAUGAACAAUAUGAACAAAUUUGAUCCAGAAAAACUAGUACCAAUAGAUGAAUGUCAAUAUGUCAUCGACAUAACGCUUCCCGUUGACCUUGAAAAGGAUACUUUUGAUCCAAUAAAUCAAAAUGCUGAAUGGAACGAGAUUGCAUGUAGAAAAUUUGUGGAUAUUGACAACUCAAGGAUUAUUGGUAGAACGUUUUAUAUACCGGAUUAUUUGGUUGCAUCAUUGAGAAAAUACUUGCCUUCCGGGUUGAAUUCAUAUCUUGAUGCUGUCUAUAAUGCCGAAUAUGUGGAUUAUUGUCUGUAUGAGAGAGCUCAUAUAGAUACAAAUGAUUCAGCUGAAUCCAAUGAUAAAUGA
Messenger RNA from Naumovozyma dairenensis CBS 421, 1722 nucleotides. RefSeq names its product dolichyl-P-Man:Man(6)GlcNAc(2)-PP-dolichol alpha-1,2-mannosyltransferase (gene ALG9). The coding region runs from base 1 to 1722 and encodes 573 amino acids. Gene Ontology annotation, biological process: protein N-linked glycosylation. Lineage: Eukaryota; Fungi; Ascomycota; Saccharomycetes; Saccharomycetales; Saccharomycetaceae. The record is from RefSeq and is a predicted model, not a curated record. The transcript has a single exon. Gene Ontology annotation, cellular component: endoplasmic reticulum membrane. Gene Ontology annotation, molecular function: alpha-1,2-mannosyltransferase activity.